Aspergillus costaricaensis CBS 115574 is the source of this 933-nucleotide messenger RNA. RefSeq lists its product as uncharacterized. Lineage: Eukaryota; Fungi; Ascomycota; Eurotiomycetes; Eurotiales; Aspergillaceae. The record is from RefSeq and is a predicted model, not a curated record. Bases 1 to 933 code for a protein of 310 amino acids. The transcript is spliced from 2 exons.
AUGCAUCUAGAUCACAAAGUACCAUGGAACACAGCAGCCGCACACAUAAAUAUCAUAAGAUGCAAUCCUCAUUUCACACCUCGACGCACCGACUUCUUCGCCCGAAAUAAACCCACGGAGUCAUGCGACCUGAACCACUUUCGUCGCACCCUUACCAAGACAAUCCGCGAAUUCUCACGCACCGAAGAAACCAAGCCACUCAACACUGUUCCUCUGGACAGCCUCAUAUCUGAUGAUCUACUAUCAUACCCCGAACGCCACUUCGGCCUCGGACCCCAUCAAAAAAACUCCGCCCUGCAUAACCCCCUAUCUACCAAGCACCGAGACAUCCAAUACUGGAUCGACAGCGCUAGCUCUAGUGAUGAAAGUUACCCUAUAAGCUACUGCAGCGGAGACGGGGACCUCGCCGACGCAGUACCUUUGUAUACCCUGGCAAACAUCUAUUGGGGUUAUGUGUUUGGCAUAGAGCUUGUUGCGGAGCCGGUGUUGACGAUAUAUGUCAUGGUUAAUCUGAUGGAUGCGCUGGUCAUGCAGAAACGGUUGAACGGGGAUGACAAGAAUGUAGCUUCACUAAUGGAAACACAAACAUUUCAGUACUGGGCGCGUCAUGCCCUUGCGGACUAUGAUUAUCCGACGCAGAAUGUUCCGCAUCGGGAGUUUUGGAAUCACUUUGGGGUCACGGAUAUGUGGCCUUUGCAGCAACGGUGUGAGGAGGGUCUUGAUGCAAACUUGAAGGAUGAGGGUAUUACUGAUCCGUUGAGGGGGGAGAGUGAAGAUAUUAGAGUUCGCUUGAAGGAGUAUUUGAACACCUGUUUCGCUAUAUUGUACAUAUAUGAUAUGCUGCUGCGGGAAUGGUAUGGGGAGGAGGAAGCUGAGGAGAAGUGGAACUACUGUAUUGGUUCCCUUUUUGAGUCUUGGGGAUGCAAGGUCUAG